Aspergillus pseudotamarii is the source of this 1251-nucleotide messenger RNA. RefSeq names its product transcription factor domain-containing protein. The transcript is spliced from 4 exons. Gene Ontology annotation, molecular function: DNA-binding transcription factor activity, RNA polymerase II-specific; transcription cis-regulatory region binding. Bases 1 to 1251 code for a protein of 416 amino acids. Gene Ontology annotation, cellular component: nucleus. NCBI's taxonomy places the organism in Eukaryota, Fungi, Ascomycota, Eurotiomycetes, Eurotiales, Aspergillaceae. Gene Ontology annotation, biological process: regulation of DNA-templated transcription. The record is from RefSeq and is a predicted model, not a curated record.
AUGUCUGCAAAGGAUGUUAAAGAACAAACCCCCUUUCUGUGGCGCUGUAUUGUUGCCGUUCAAUGCAAGAGUCCGUUCCGUCAAUCUGAACUGUGUCUCAAUAUUCGUGAAGCAGCAGGUAAGAGACUGCUGGUGGAUUGUGCAAAGAAUCUAGACCUUCUACAGGGAGUCUUGGUGUAUCUCGCCUGGGUCACAUACCUAACUCAGCCGCAGAAGUCAUCUCUCUGUAUGUAUACACAGAUCGCGAUUGGAUUGGUCUUCGAGCUUGGUCUCAAUAAGCCAGCGCCCCCUGAUUUAUGUAUGGCAACAUCAAAUUGCAAUGCAGUGGGCCAUCUACCACAUCUGAAGGCGUCACUUUCAACCAAGCGAACCAUGAAUGAACGGCGAGCCGUGCUUGGCUGUUUCGUUCUCAGUUCCUUAAUAGCACAAUUCCUGGGGCGAAUGGAUCCACUCAGAUGGACGCCUCAUAUGGAAGAAUGUCUCAAUAUUUUAUCCGAAAGCGACGAAUCACCUAAUGACAUUGUGCUUGUGCAUAUUGCACGUACACGAUUACUUGCGGAUACGAUCUUACAAGGGCCUUGGAAUGACAAUCUCCAUGAUACAGACAUUGCCUCGCGAGCACCGGCAUCUUUUCAUAUGAAAGCUAUGCAGACGCAGUUACAAACUUUGAAGUCCAAGAUCCCUGUCGAUCUAGCUGACAAUAGAUCCAUUCUUUUCCACCUCCUUCAUACAGAGGUCAGCCUCUACGAGACAACCCUCGGCAAACCAGGAACGAACACAGAAUUUACAGACCCGCAACGCCUUGAUCACUUAUACGCUUGUCUAAACGCGGUCAAAGCUUUCUUUGAUCUAUUGGUAAAUAUUCCCAUCGCGAAGCUUACCUCCAUCGCCCUACCGGAUCUAAUUUACACCUCACACUGCCUUGUGACCCUCUUUCGUCUCUCGACUUUCGAUCACCCCGGAUGGGAUCAAGCCACUAUUCGGAGUACAUUGGAUCUCGUAACUAUUACCGGUCAGCUAGCUGAUCGACUGAAUGAAGUGGCGCAGGUUGUAGGGAUUCAUAGUGAAGGGGAGCAUCAGGAUCCAUAUAGUAGGCUGGGCAUGACGAUGCUGAAAAUACGGGGUGAAUGGGCGUCGAGACUGUCAGAUUUGGAAGCCGUGGACAUGGAUACUACAUUGGAAUUGCCUGUUUUCAACAUGAAUCAGUGGGAUUUAGAUAGCUUUCUCAAUUGGUCGGAGUGUUUCAGUUAG